This is a messenger RNA of Zychaea mexicana, 1981 nucleotides long. Its product is annotated as CP2 transcription factor-domain-containing protein. The transcript has 7 exons. Gene Ontology annotation, molecular function: RNA polymerase II cis-regulatory region sequence-specific DNA binding; DNA-binding transcription activator activity, RNA polymerase II-specific. The record is from RefSeq and is a predicted model, not a curated record. Lineage: Eukaryota; Fungi; Mucoromycota; Mucoromycetes; Mucorales; Lichtheimiaceae. The coding region runs from base 84 to 1694 and encodes 536 amino acids. Gene Ontology annotation, biological process: regulation of transcription by RNA polymerase II. Gene Ontology annotation, cellular component: nucleus.
CACCAACAUCAUCUGCCACGGGAACACCGUCACCUUGCUCCUUUCCGGGAUCUGCGUCUUCGUCCUCCUCAGCUGGACAGCCGAUGAUGGAUCAGCGAAAUGCAAACAUGCUGCUACGCUGUAACAUUAUCCUACAAGCAUCUACUGCUGCAACACAGAUCAGCGAAGGUUCUCCCACGACCUACCUCAAUCGAGGCCAGGCUUAUGCUAUCCAUCUGCAAGAUACUUACGAGCACGACAUUAAUAUUACGAGCACAUUUAUUAUCAUGUUCCACGAACCAUCCCAUCGCAAAGUAGCCCUCAACUAUUGGAAGUUCUGGCUUGGCCAGCAGAAGAAUCCUACAGAGGCCCGCGCUGUAACACUGGAUCAAGACCAGUCCGUGGGGAUCCAUAAUAUCCGGUUUCCAAGUUUCGAUCGCAUCACUUUUGAUUGGAACGGCCGCUAUGGUGCCAAGGUCUUCGUUCGGUUCAAUUGUCUUUCGACAGACUUUUCGCGCAUCAAAGGUGUCAAGGGCAUCCCGUUGCGCGCACAGAUGGAAACAAAGACAACAUUGGCACCUCCAAUGCAAACACCAUCAGACCCACACAUCUUGGCAAAUACUUUGCACCACCAGGCUUCGUCAUUAUCAUCGUCAUCGUCCGCCUCUUCGGCUGACAACAGCAAUGAGUAUAUUGAACAAUGUUAUUGCAAGAUUAAGCUUUUCAGGGAUAAGGGCGCAGAGCGCAAAAACAAAGACGAUGCCAAGCAAAUUGGAAAGCAUCUAGAGCGUGUAUAUGCUGAAGGAAACCCACGUCAGCACCCUUUUUGGCUCAUGUACAACCAGCCCAAACCAUUCAGUGUGUUCAGUGAGAUUCCUACGACACCUCAAGCAUCAGAUACAUUGUUCUCAACAGCAAUUACGGAUGAUCAACAGGAUCAGCAGCAGCAGCAACAAUCUAGUCAAAUUUCAUUGUUUCAGCAAGUCAACAGUAACGAUAACUCAAUGAAUGAUCUGGGCAAUAUGACGUCUACGUCUCCCAACGGAGGAUCUCUCGGUACAAUGACUCAGUAUACCAACCAGCAACAGGCAACUCAGCUGCAGCAUAAACGCUCGUAUUCUCAAGUUGAGGACCGUCAGUCGGCGAAUAUCUUUGAUAUAUCUGCCACAGUACCCGUAUCUUCUCUCACACUUUCAGAUAAUAGCAGUAGUACUACCGCUGCCCACAUUACAGCCACGACCACGGCUACCACAACAGUAGGUCUUUCGCUUUACGUUAACGUCAAGACGACUCAACACCAACGUUUCCAUUCGUCACCUACCCCGACCGCCACAUCACGGUCUCGUACCGACAAAAAGAAGCUUCAACACAUUGUCCUUGAGCAUGUAGCCGUACAAGAGCUGAUCGCGAAGCUAUGUCCAGUAUUAUCGCUCCAUCACAGCCAGGUGUCAGAAGUGCUAUGGCGUCAGCCAAAAAGUGCUUCUACUUCUAGCACUGUCGGAGGCCCGUCCUCUGCUUGGGAUAGCCACGGUCAUCAUCGCAGCACUACAGCAACAUCAACAAAAGCAGCACUAGCAAGAGCCAAUGGCAGUGACAGCACGCUCGUUCGGGUCGAUGACAAGGUACUUGCCACCGGCUUUGCAAACGAUACUGUGGUUGGCGUAGAAUGGGAGAUCAAAUCCGACGGCACAGUUCGUCUUUUGCUCCAGCAAUGAUAGCAAUAAUGAAGAGACUUCUUUGUUUACUAUGCCCCCCCCCACACACACUCACACCCACACCCACUGCCUCGCCUUUCUUUUUCUCCAAAUCACUCUGUUAUUUAUGUUUUUUUUUUCUUUCUUAAUUUAACCAUCGCUUGUAUGUAUGCCUUUCAUUUGCUUUUUUCUUCCAUCCAUUCAUCCAUCUCUCUCUUUUUUUUCUUCCUUACUUACUUACUCACGCACUUACUUUUUUUCUCUCGAUCCACGUAUUCUGUUGCCAUGCGUUGCUGUUGUUGUAUAUG